Messenger RNA from Aspergillus puulaauensis, 1458 nucleotides. RefSeq lists its product as uncharacterized. The record is from RefSeq and is a predicted model, not a curated record. The coding region runs from base 1 to 1458 and encodes 485 amino acids. Gene Ontology annotation, cellular component: membrane. Gene Ontology annotation, biological process: transmembrane transport. Lineage: Eukaryota; Fungi; Ascomycota; Eurotiomycetes; Eurotiales; Aspergillaceae. The transcript has 6 exons. Gene Ontology annotation, molecular function: transmembrane transporter activity.
AUGCAGAAAACAGCCAGUGUCAAGCCGCGCGUUGAAGAUGUGGAUGGGGAUGUUGAGAAGCCGCACGUCGAGCAUAAUGAGGCCCUUGACCUGUUUACUCCACAAGAGCGCAAGGAGCUCACUCGUCGCAUUGAUCUGCGUCUUGUCGUGACUCUGGGGUGUCUAUACUGUAUCAGUUUGCUGGACCGGACGAACUUGGGUGCUGCAUCGGUCGCUGGAAUGCAACCAGACCUCAACAUGAACGCCUCCAAUAAUGGAUACAGCAUAACUUCACUGGUCUUUUUCAUUACGUAUACCAUCUUCCAGAUCCCUGCGACGGUGAUCAUCCGCAAGCUCGGGCCACGUAUCUUCCUGUCGGCCAUUGUCCUCCUCUGGGGCGUCAUCAUGCUUUGCUUCGGAUUCGUCCCGUCGUGGCCGGCAAUGGCAGGGCUGCGUGUUAUUCUGGGUGCUCUAGAAGCUGGGUUCUAUCCCGGAUGUGUAUAUCUCCUCAGUACGUGGUAUACACGGUAUGAGCUGCAGAAGAGAAAUGCUGCUUUCUAUCUCAUCGGCAGCACGGCGUCUGGGUUCGGCGGUAUCCUCGCUUACGGGUUGAUGCAGAUGGAUGGACUUGGAGGGAAGGAGGGCUGGCGGUGGAUUUUCAUUAUUGAAGGGAUACUCACUUGCGUCCUAGGUUUGUCGUCGUAUACCAUCCUCGUGGACUUCCCCGAGCAGUCGCCGAAAUCAUGGAGGUUUCUCAACGAGGACGAGGCCGCACAUGUUAUCGCGACUAUCGAGAACGACCGCUCUGAUGUAUUCGCAGAGGAGUUCACCGUCAGGGGGUAUCUUCAUAAUGCGAAGGAUAGCAAGGUAUGGCUGUAUGCCAUGCUGUAUCUGUUGACAACGACGAAUACCUACGCGAUUGCGUAUUUCUUGCCGAUCAUUCUGCAGGACAGUAUGGGCUUUUCGGUUGUGAAAGCUCAGUGUCUUGUAGCGCCGCCGUAUGUCGCUGCUGCCAUUGUUAUGUACCUCCAGGGCAUGAUUGCGGAUAAGUGGCGUGUUCGAGGGCCCAUCGUGGCCAUUAACGCUGCAAUGGGCCUUCUGGGACUAGGGCUGUUGGGAUAUCUAGACGAUCCUGCCCCGAGAUAUUUUGGAGUGUUUCUGGCUACGAUUGCUGGGAAUUCGAAUUGCCCGGCUCUCGUGUCAUGGCAGAGUAACAAUAUCCGAGGCCAGUGGAAGCGAGCCCUCACAUCGGCGACGUUGAUCGGUGGAGGCAGCAUUGGCGGAAUCCUCGGGACGACGGUCUUUCGGGCACAGGACGCUCCCAGCUAUCAUCCAGGCCUGUUAACUACGGUGUUGGCCAAUGCGGUUAUUAUUUUUAUUGUUGGGGCAUUAAUGUUAAAGUUUCAUCUCGCAAAUAAGCGUGUUGAUGCUGGUGGGAAGCCGAUUGAGGGAUUAGCUGGGUUCAAGUAUACAUUGUGA